AUGAAAGCAAGUACAGUGAUUAUGGCUCUACUAGCAAUUCUUUUGCUCAUUGAGUCUCUUGCUGAAACCAGAACCACCCUUCAAUACCAACACAAACAUGAACAAGAGUUGAGAGGAUCAAGAAACAGAAGAUCUAGAAACAAGGUAGGAGGAAAAAGGACAAGAGGAUCAAACUGUGAUCCAUUUUACCUUUAUCUAUAUGAUUGCUGUGGCCAUUGGCCUUUCCCUACUUUUCCUUCCCCUAACAACCCUUUUGAUCAAACACCAAAACCAAUAUCUCCUAGCCAAAAUCCACCACCACUUCCACUUCCACCCUUAGUAACAUCUCCUCCUCCAUCACCAAUAACUUACACACCAAGAAUCCCAUCUCCACCUCCAUUAGUCCAAUAUUCUCCACCACCUUUGCCACCUUCCCCACCACCACCAGCCUGUCCGCCACCGCCACCCCCACCGCCACCAACUUGUCCACCACCGCCUGUUCGACCAUGCUGCCCAUUACCACCACCUGCUCCACCUUGCUGCCCGUUACCAUCACCAUCACCGUCACCAUCACCGCCACCUUUGACAUUGUCGUCACCACCACCAUCUCCACCAUUAGUUCCAUCACCACCACCACCAUCCCUAUCCUUACCAGACAUUUCAAUUCCACCACCUGCCUCAGAUGGUUCCGCCACAGCACCACCACUUGUCCCCAUAUUUUGGACUCCACCUGAGCCACCGGUAGAUCCAUUCUCAUUCUCACCACCACUCCCAUCAACCCCAACUACACCAGACAUUUUCUUCCCACCUCCACUCCCAGAUAAUCCACAAGAACCAACACCAUUUGCUUCAACACCGCCUUCUUUUACUAUGCCACAAACACCAGAUAUUUUCAUUGCACCACCUUUUGUUCCUGAGUUGCCAGAUGAACCACCAUCUUUUACAGUGCCACAGACACCAGAUAUUUUCUUGGCGCCUCCAGUGGUUCCUGAAAUUCCAGAUAAUCCACAAGACCCAUUUCCGUUCACCUCCACGCCGCCGGCACCGGAUAGCUUUGUUAAUGAUCCUGAGCCGUCGGAAGAGCCACCGUCGCCGCUAGUAUUGUUGCCACCACCGUCUGAUUCGCCACCCUUUACAAACUGA
This is a messenger RNA of Gastrolobium bilobum, 1122 nucleotides long. RefSeq names its product vegetative cell wall protein gp1-like. The record is from RefSeq and is a predicted model, not a curated record. The coding region runs from base 1 to 1122 and encodes 373 amino acids. NCBI's taxonomy places the organism in Eukaryota, Viridiplantae, Streptophyta, Magnoliopsida, Fabales, Fabaceae. The transcript is spliced from 2 exons.